Sorghum bicolor (sorghum) is the source of this 569-nucleotide messenger RNA. Its product is annotated as dolichyl-diphosphooligosaccharide--protein glycosyltransferase subunit 4A. NCBI's taxonomy places the organism in Eukaryota, Viridiplantae, Streptophyta, Magnoliopsida, Poales, Poaceae. The record is from RefSeq and is a predicted model, not a curated record. The coding region runs from base 158 to 271 and encodes 37 amino acids. The transcript is spliced from 2 exons.
CGCACGAGGCCCCCGUCUCCCUAGUCUUCUUCUCCUCGGCUCUUCGAGCCACGCCAGUACGCCACACCACACCGGUACACCACGCUCGGCAAGGGAAGGGAGGUGCGGCUGCGAAGUAGGCGAGGGGAAGGAGAGGCAAGGCGGCGCGGCGGGCAAGAUGUUUGACGAUCAAGACCUGGGCUUCUUUGCCAAUUUCCUGGGCAUCUUCAUCUUUGUGUUGGUUAUUGCGUACCACUUCGUGAUGGCAGACCCGAAGUACGAAGGAAACUGAUGUCCUCUCGCGAGAUCUUAUGAUCUGAAGGCCAAAAUAGAGCUAUACUGUUAGUUAAUGCUAGCGAGAUCAAUUGACAUUUUGAGUGCAUAUCAUGGAAGCUGGACAUGGCAUUUUGACUUUACCCAUGUUUUUAAUAUGCUGAAUCAGUAAAUCCUGGAGAAUUCAAAAGGUUAUUCUGAGUACUGCAGUUGGUUGUUGUUUCUAGUCCUUGUGUCGUGCUUUUUAUGUCUAGCGUGUUCGCUUGACCUUAUCUGCUAAAUCUGUCAGAUAUUCAACAAUGUUUUUCUCUCACAAA